Molecule: messenger RNA, 2611 nt
Organism: Aegilops tauschii subsp. strangulata
Lineage: Eukaryota; Viridiplantae; Streptophyta; Magnoliopsida; Poales; Poaceae
Biological process (GO): regulation of DNA-templated transcription
Molecular function (GO): double-stranded DNA binding
Source: RefSeq, a predicted model, not a curated record
UGAAGCCAAACAGCUCCGCCUCCGCCAUGGCCAUGGCCACCUUCGCUGCCACUCCCGCGCUCCUCUCCACCCCGCCCCUCAACCCCCCAGCCCCUCCAGUCCGGCCGCACCCGCCCCGCGCCUCUCCCCGCCUCCGCCUCCGCCUCCGAAUCCCGCGCCGCCGCCCCGUCACCGCCCCCGCAGCCGCCCACGCCGCCAGCUCCCUCUCCUCCGCCCGCGGCGACCCGCGCGAGGCGGAGGCGGCGGUGGCCGAGCUGCUGCGGGACCACGGCGCGUCGCCGGAGGACGCGGCCGCCAUCGCGGCGCGCGCGCCGGGGUACGCCGCCAUGCUGGCCGACGGCGUCAGGGAGCUGGACGAGCUCGGGCUCUGGGCGUCCUGGAGCGCCGGGGCGGGCGCGCGCGCCGGCGCCGAGAUGGGCGCGCUCGGGUUCGGCAGGAAGGUGUACUUCAUGGGGCGGAGCCGGCGCGACGGCGCCGUCGUCCCGCUCGUCGAGAGCCUCGGCGUGCGCCUCUCCUCCGCCAAGCUCAUUGCGCCCUACGUCGCCGCCGAGGGCCUCCCCGUGCUCAUCCGCAGGGCUAAGUUCUUGAAGGAAAUGCUGUUUUCAAGCAGUGGCUAUGAAACUCUAAUCGGACGGAAUGCUAAGCGCAUGAUGGCGCACUUGUCAAUACCCGCAGAUGAGGCACUCCAGAGUACGCUGUCAUUUUUUGAAAAAAUGGAGGCCAGACAUGGUGGUCUGAGCAUGUUGGCACAUGGGGAUGUGUCAUUUCCAUAUCUCAUCGAAUCAUUUCCAAUGCUUCUUCGAUGCUCAGAGGAGAAUCAUCUUAAGCCAUUAAUUGAUUUCCUCAAACACAUUGGAAUUCCCAAGCCAAGGAUUCCAUCAGUUCUGCUGGCAUUUCCUCCUAUUAUGCUUUCUGACGUCGAAAAGGAUAUCAAGCGAAGGAUUCAUGCCUGGGAGAAGGCUGGCAUAGAACAAGAAUAUAUUGGUCGGAUGUUGUUGAAGUAUCCAUGGAUUCUUUCAGCAAGUGUGAUAGAAAACUACAAGCAGGCGCUUUUGUUCUUCAACAGAAGAAAGAUUUCCAGUGCAUUUCUUGGUACCGCUGUCAAAAGUUGGCCUCACAUUCUGGGUUGUUCAACAACAAGAAUGAACUCAAUUCUGGUGCUGUUUGAUGAUCUGGGCAUCAGUAAGAAAAUGGUAGUUCCUGUUCUUACAUCAAGUCCACAGUUGCUGCUGAGAAAAGCUAACGAGUUUUUGCAGGUUGUUUCCUUUUUUGAAGAUAUGGGUUUCGAUAAGAAAGCAGUGGGAAAGAUUGUCUGUCGUUCUCCAGAAAUUUUUGCUUCAGAUGUGGAGAAUACCCUCAAAAAGAAAAUCGACUUUCUUAUUGACUUUGGUAUUUCCGAGCGUCACCUUCCUCGUAUCAUUAAGAAGUACCCAGAGCUUUUAUUGUUGGACAUAAAUCGCACACUGCUCCCCAGAAUGAAUUACUUUCUGGGGAAGGGCUUGUCUAAGAAAGAUGUCUGCUCAAUGAUCUCUAGAUUCUCCCCACUUCUGGGGUACAGUAUUGAGCAUGUUCUGAAACCAAAGCUUGAUUUUCUAUUGCAAACCAUGAAGAAACCACUUAAAGCGGUUGUGGAAUAUCCAAGGUACUUCAGCUAUUCUCUUGAGGGGAGGAUAAAGCCACGGUUUUGGAUAAUAAAGAGUAGAAACAUAGACUGCAGUCUGACAGACAUGCUUGCCAAAAACAAUGAGCUUUUUGCUGAAGAGUACCUUGGAAUAGAAACAUGACCUGUGGCUCCUCUACAGUCAAGCAAAAGUGGUUAAUUUCUAGACUUGAAACAAGAGCGGACUAUGUUACUGUGUCUGAUUAUACAGCUUUAUGAUUCCAUCUGGAUCCGGGAAGCUGUCUUACAGAUGGGAAGCCACUUCUCGAGUCUUCAACAUUCAGAAGGUCUUAUAUGAUAAAGUCUGGUUUGCAACUUGAGAAAAAAGGAAGUAUGCUCUCUAACUUUGCAUGAAUAGUUGAAUACCAGCACGAAUUAUUGGAUGGCCACGGCACCAUUCUUUCUCUGGGAAAUUUUUGGACCUUGUCCGUUGGGAUAUCCCCUUGAGACCAGUUGAGGAACUGAAGGCCAAACCCGACACCAUUGACGACAGAGACCAACUGUUGAAAUAUUACCUCUGUUUCUAUACAUACAUAUGUGAAGCUGCACUUGCUUGUAUCAGCAAGAGCGCUGGGUCAGCAGCAAAGCCCAACUCUUGUGCUUGGCAUCUGGAGGAAGGUUCUCACAUCUGGUGCGUCGCCAACCGACAGGAGCAGGAACUCUGCUCUGUUGGUGCAGUGGAUUGGUAUGCGCUUCUCGUUGAGGCAUAGGAAGCAGGAAGAGGCGAAGGUUGCAAGGUCGGUUUCGCCGCGGAUGCCUUUUUUGUUGUUGUUGUUGCAACAGUUUUACCCUUUUGUACUCACUGUAUACAUGGACGUGCUGUAAUUGGAUUUGUGAUAGUAAAGAGUUGUAGAUUUCACUGGAUCUGCCUGCUGUAUGCUGUUAUAUAGCUUGUGCAUCACCAAACUUUCGUCGAGUACAUAAUUAAUAUAUGCAACUGAACUGAGAUGA